This is a messenger RNA of Stylonychia lemnae, 546 nucleotides long. Lineage: Eukaryota; Ciliophora; Spirotrichea; Sporadotrichida; Oxytrichidae. The record is from the annotation of a GenBank genome assembly.
AUGUAAUCAUACUUCAGCUACAACCCAGGCGUCAGAGACAUCGAUUAAAUUCUCCCAAACUUAUACAUGUCAAAUGUGUAUGCUGCAGAAAAUUAGCAAAUCCUUUAAGAACUAAAGAUCACUCACAUUGUGACUGUUUCUGCUGGAAUAAAACCGAAAUACCCUAGCUUUUACAAUUACAAAGUCAUUUUAGUAGAUGACAAUCCAAAGUUUGACGUUAAACAGUAUUUUUGGGAUGCUAUUUAGUUUGUAGAGGAUGCAGUUUAGAAUAAUGGAGUAGUACUCAUUCACUGCGCAGCAGGGAUGUCGAGAUCUGCAGCUAUUACUAUUGCUUACCUCAUGUGGAAGAACAAGUGGACAUUCAAAGAGGCUUACGACUUCGGCAGAAGUAAAAGAAACAAGAUGUUCCCAAAUUUAGGAUUUCAAAGUCAACUUAGAAUGUUUGAGUCAGAGAUUUUCUGUGAUAUUCCAGAUAGCUCAGAAAAGGAGGAAUAAUUAAAAUAUGAUAAAGUUCUCAAGAAAAUUGAAGAGUAGAAGACAUUCUGA